Lactuca virosa is the source of this 1164-nucleotide messenger RNA. The record is from the annotation of a GenBank genome assembly. Lineage: Eukaryota; Viridiplantae; Streptophyta; Magnoliopsida; Asterales; Asteraceae.
AUGGUUAGACCAAUUGAUGAUGAAGAAAUCAAACAAGCCAUGUUUGACAUUGGGAAUGACAAAGCCCCAGGACCAGAUGGGUACACUUCUACGUUUUUUAAAAAGACAUGGCAUAUAGUGGGGAAAGAAGUGCGCAAAGCAGUCAAAGAAUUCUUUCUCAAUGGUCAGCUUUUACAAGCUGUUAAUCAUACGAUCUUAGCCCUCCUCCCAAAGAUCAUAGUGACUAGAAUUGCCCCUUUUCUUCACAAUUUGGUUGAUGUGAACCAAUCAGCCUUCAUUCCGGGUAGAGCUAUUACUGAUAACAUCCAUCUUUCACAGGAAUUGAUGCGAGGUUACACUCGUAAACAUGGCAGCCCCAGAUGUGCUCUUAAAGUCGACAUCCAAAAAGCGUAUGAUACUGUAAGCUGGAGUUUUUUGGAACAAAUUCUAUGGGGUUUCGGUUUCCACCAUAGAAUGAUCCAAUGGAUAAUGAAGUGCGCCUCGACCACCUCUUUCUCCAUAAGCAUUAAUGGAGAAAAUAAAGGGUAUUUCAUGGGGCAAAGGGGGCUUAGACAGGGUGAUACAAUGUCACCUUAUCUCUUCACUUUAAUCAUGGAGGUUUUUAACCUUAUGAUCAAAAGGCGCAUACAACAGAACCCAAAACACAAAUAUCAUUGGAGGUACGGGAAACAAAAGCUAACACAUCUUUGUUUUGCAGAUGAUCUUUUAAUUUUCAGUCAUGGGAGUAUUCAAGUUGUCCAGGAAGAAAAACUCCUUGUUCGAUAUCUCGUUAUUCCUUUGAUUGGUACGAGAAUGCUUAACAAGGACUGUAAUAAACUUGUGGAGCAAGUGAAAGCACGAAUUCAGAAUUGGAAGCAUAGAGCUUUCUCUUUUGCGGGAAGACUACAACUCAUUAACUCGGUGCUCCAAUCCCUCCAACUAUAUUGGUGUUCGGUCCUCCUCCUUCCUAAAACAACCAUUAAAGAUUUCGAAAAAGUCUUUAAGGGUUUCCUAUGGAGUGGUGGUGACUUGAAGAAAGGAAGUGCUAAGAUUGCUUGGAAAAUGGUGUGUAGACCUAAAGAUGAAGGAGGAUUGGGAAUCCGCAAUUUGCAGACUUCGAAUGAAGCUCUUUUAUCUCGUCAAAUUUGGAGACUAAUAACUGCAAAAAAACUCUAUUUGGGUUGA